Didymella exigua CBS 183.55 is the source of this 330-nucleotide messenger RNA. RefSeq lists its product as uncharacterized. The transcript has a single exon. The record is from RefSeq and is a predicted model, not a curated record. NCBI's taxonomy places the organism in Eukaryota, Fungi, Ascomycota, Dothideomycetes, Pleosporales, Didymellaceae. Bases 1 to 330 code for a protein of 109 amino acids.
AUGAAGCUGAGGGGCGCAACGAAUGGCAGUGCUCGACGGCCUCCCUCACGGAACUCGACGCACAGCUGGGCCUCACGAUGUCUCCAGAGUGGGCCACCGCUCGUUCUCGCCGCGGCCGUGCAGCCGCGCUUAGGCGGGGUCAAGCACAGCAUCAAAGCCAACAAGCAGGUCAAUGCCGUGCGCGACCGCAGAGAGGAGAGGCAGACAAGUCUGCAUCCUUGCGCAUAUGCAGAGCCCCGACAGCAGGAUGCGGUUGACAGCAUACCCUCCUCUCCCGCUGCCAACAUCCACCAGCGAGGCUCGUCUGCUGCAGGGGGCACGGCCCACUAA